Molecule: messenger RNA, 865 nt
Organism: Phytomonas sp. Hart1
Lineage: Eukaryota; Euglenozoa; Kinetoplastea; Trypanosomatida; Trypanosomatidae
Source: the annotation of a GenBank genome assembly
AUGUCUCAGAUACAAAGUAUCAUCCAGCGAAUCUUUGGCAAUCACAAACUUCCCACAGAUCUUCCGGGUGAGGAGUAUGAGAAGUAUAUGCAAAAGAACAUCCCUCAAUGGGUAAAGGAGUUUGAAGAUGGCGGCUUCCUGGAUAAGACGAAGCUGCCAGAAAUCCAAAGCGAAGAGGAAUUGAUUGAAAAGCUUCUUUUACAUCGUAACGACCUGAUGGUGAUAAAGUACUGGAAACACGGGUGCAUUCCCUGUCUUGCAUUCGCUGAAAUGUAUAAAGCGGCAGCCGAAAUGUUCACUAAGGAUACUUCACCAAAUGCAAAGCGUGUCUUUUGGUAUAGUGUAGACACCAAAGCAUUCAGCGCAUGGCAGUUAGCUGAACGCCAACUCAUUUCAGGCACUCCGACCAUUCAAACCUUUGCCAAUCAGAAGCAGUGCGAUGACGAGAUUAAGGCCACAAAUAUGGAUGAACUGAUGCAAGAAAUCCGAAGACGAGCCGAGAAGGAAUUACAAAGCCCCUUUAGUUAACUAAAAACGCAAGAAAGGAAAUACACUAUAUCGUAUUGAUGGCAAAUAAAUUUAUAAAGAUCUUUCAUUAAACUUCAAUAGACGAACCCUCGCGUUAGCAAUCCUAUAACAUGUCGAAAAUGUGGAAUAGGGAAAGUAGAAGUUAAUCGCUGCCGAUGUUGAUAAUGACAAUAAUAUUGGUGUCUCAUCACAAUCAUUGUCAUUGCUAUAGUUUAGACUUUCUUCGCCUUGCUAAUCAAUUUCCAUUGGCAGCCUACGUAAAUGCACCUAUAGUGUUUUUUUUUACUUGGGUAAAGGGGUGUUUACUUUCUCAACAUGUUUUUCGUCUUCCUCAAGA